Messenger RNA from Closterium sp. Yama58-4, 669 nucleotides. The record is from the annotation of a GenBank genome assembly. NCBI's taxonomy places the organism in Eukaryota, Viridiplantae, Streptophyta, Zygnematophyceae, Desmidiales, Closteriaceae.
AUGCCUCACAUGCCCCCGCACUGGCCGGUGCUGUACCUGCUGCUGCAUGCGUGUGACAAGCUCACAUUGUUUGGCCUUAUCCGCUACGCCUCUGUGCAUGUGCUGCAGAGCCCCAUGCAUGUCCCCUCAGUGCGCUCGGAACUUCACCGGCGCCCAUCUCUGCUGGUGCUGGAGUCAUUGCUCCACGCACUGGCACGCACCAACCUGCUCAGCUGCUGCGGGGGCACUGAAAACCACUUCUGCCGCCUCCCACCGCUGCUGCCUGGGGGUGAUAGGGGUGCGAGCAGUCAGAGAGAGGGUGUUGCUUCUGGUGCUGGUGGAACAGGGGAGGUGGCUUCGGGUGUGGGUGGUGCUGGUGCAGGCUUGCUUGGUGGAGAGAGAUCUGUUAAUGAGGACGACUAUGAUGAGGAUGAGGUGGACAGUAGAGGGAAGGUUGUGGGGGGCCAGGGCGCAGUGGAGGGGGCAGGGUGGGGGGAUGAGUAUGGGGACGAGGGGGAGGAAUGGGGGGAGGGAGGAGAGGGGGGAGGGGGUGGGGAAGGGACAGGUGGGGCGGAAGGUGAUUAUGAGUAUGAUGAUGAUUACUAUGGGGCGCCUAUCGAGGAGCUGAUGAGUGACUUGGAGCAUGCCAAUGCAGCACAUGCCCAAGAGGUGCAACAAACAGAUGCGUAA